CAGGUAAGCAGAUUGUGUCCAUGAUCCAGUGGUUUUCAAACAGUUUCUGGAGUCUCAUGUUUCUCUGAUUGGACACACUGAGCUCAGGUCCAGUUCAGGAAGAGUUUGGAAGGAUCCAGGAAGAGAUCAGAAACCUGCACUGAAACGACACGCCCUCACCAGCGUCUGCUUUAGUGUUUGUCAGAUAGUGAGCGAGUCUUUCAGCUUAUCUGUGAUUCUACAGCAGCAAACAAACUGAAGGUUUAUAUGACAGUUUCCAGAGAGGUGCAGGACCAUGGUGGGAACAUUAAAUGAAUUAGUCCAGCUGAGUAACACGAGGUUCGGUCGACCCCGGCCCAGACACGGACUCAGACUCCUCUACUGGUUUGCCAAUGAAUGCGUUUCUUUUGAGAACAGCAACAUGUUCUCUGAAUGUGACCCAGCCGAGGGAGAUUUUGGUUUUCACUAUUUUCAGAACAGAUACGACCAAUAUGGGAAUAAACUUCUUCCAGACGAAGAGUUUCCUUACUAUGUGGUUGGCAAUCUAAAUUCACCAGGAGCUGAAGAUCUUCCUGAUUACGUCUCAGAAGACAAAUACACUGACGAGCACAACAGCAACACGGAUCGCAUCAUCGUCAGUCUUGAUGAGGAGUGGUUUCAUCGAGUUUAUGUGACUCAACACCACGACCGAUCAAACUACGAUCCACACGCCACUCACCGGAUCUCCAGAGGCCUUCUCAUGAUCAUCAGGGGAAUGAGUUUAGAGGGCUUUCUGGAGAAGAUGGAUUAUUAUACAUACAAACAUGAUGUCCCACCAAUGCCUGUCAUUAAUUACAGACCUCAAACUCCAAACACAGUCAGUCCUGAUUUCACAGCGGUCAGUGUAUCCUCCAGUGAUUCAUCUGACAGUGAGACUUCUACGACACAGAACAGUGACAUCAGAAUCCAGAUAGAUGAUGACACGCCUGCACAAGAACUCUCAGAGAAAUUACCCACAACAAAGGGAUUGUGGGAAAGAUUCUGCACCAUUCUUUAAAACAGAUGUGCGUUCCAGUGAUUUUAGUUGGACUCAUUUGUGGACUUCAUCUUUCAGAAGCAAAUAGUGAACAGUAACAUUUUUGAUGGGAAUUUAAAUGUAGUCUUAUCAGAACAGUGUUUUCUGGUGAGCUUUAUCACUGCUCUUCACCAAAGGAACACAGAAUGUGUACAAAUGUAAUUGUACGGUAACAUUGAGCGAUAUGCUUCACAGUCAUAUCGUCCUAUCAUCAGCAAAUGAGACACACAAUAUCAUCGCACAUGAGGGGUGCAAUACAUAUGUGAUCAUUAAUUUACAUAUUUACUCAUU
This is a messenger RNA of Cyprinus carpio (common carp), 1324 nucleotides long. RefSeq lists its product as uncharacterized. The record is from RefSeq and is a predicted model, not a curated record. NCBI's taxonomy places the organism in Eukaryota, Metazoa, Chordata, Actinopteri, Cypriniformes, Cyprinidae.